AUGCGCUCUCCGCCUGCCUCAAUGGAAGCAGGCUUUAGUGGGCGCUCGAGACGGCGCGGCGUUCGGAUGUCUCACGCGAGCCUCCCACAGACUCCCGUUCUGACGUGCCGGGCUUGCCGGCUUUCGGCCGUCGUCACCGGGCCGCUUCCCGCUCUCGAACGGAGUGCACUCUUCGACAUCGGCUUCAUCCCCGUGGUUUUUUGAGUGACGGUGCAAAAAGCGGUUGACGCGACCGUCCGUGGCGGUUGUGUUCAGCGUCCCCUUCGGGAAGCCCGGAUUAACCUCUACAGAAAAUCUACCGUCACACGCAUCGGUGCGGAGCUGGCUGUGACCUCGACCCGGACCCGUAUGCGUGACCUGCCGGCCCCGCAUCCGGGCCACGGCCCCACCGUGGCUCCUCUGGGCGCCUCGACCUCGAGGGGAGCUCGGAGCCCUGCCGGGGCCCGUCUCCGUCUCUCGUGGUCCUAGAGUUUCCUGCACUCCUGAGAUCAGUUUCCAGGGAGAGACGGUGUCCUCAACGAGAAGGCUGCGCUGCAAGCCGGCCGUCGUGAUGUCCGCAACCGUCCCGGAGAGGACAGGCCACACGUGACGUUUUUGAGGAUGACUCCCCAGUGGUGGUUCUUCCUCUGCUGCCUGCUGCAGGCAACUGAGGUCCCAUCGUCGUCUGCUCUUGAGUCGACUUCGAGCUCCGGGUCGUCUCCAUCCUCUUCUUCCUCCGCUCCGUCCAGCUCAGGACAUUGCCCCAACGCCUGCUCGUGCAAGUGGAAGAAUGGCAAGCACACUGCCGAGUGCAUGAGCCAGGGACUGUUCUCUGUGCCGGCGGGGCUCCCACCAGGACUGCAGGUCAUACACCUGGAGAGAAACAACUUCCACUCGCUUCCCGGACGGACGUUCCAGGAGCGCGGUCUGGUGAACCUCCAGCGCGUGUUUCUCGCGCAGUGUCGACUCGGGCGCGUCGCCAGCGACGCGUUCCAGCAGCUCACCAACCUCGUAGAACUCGACCUGAGUUGGAACCUGCUCACGGCGGUGCCGAGUUCGGCCCUCGUGAGCGUGCCGCACUUGCGUCGUCUCCAGCUCAGCGGGAACCCUAUCGCCCAGCUGGAGAACGGCAGCUUCACCGGUCUGAGCCAUCUGAACUACCUCCACCUUUCCCGGUGCCAGCUGAGGUCCGUGGACCUGGGAGCCCUGGAUGGCCUUCCGGCCCUCGAGUUCCUCCUUCUCGAUGGAAACCGGCUCGCCACGCUUCCCGCACAGGCGGUCUCCGUGUUGCCAAGGCUGUCUACCCUCUACCUUCAUGGGAACCAGUGGCAGUGCGACUGUCGCCUCAGCAGUCUUCGGCGGUGGAUGAACGCUCGGAACAUUCCGCUCAGCGUGCCACCAAAGUGUGCCGGGCCGCCGAGGCUCGAGUCAGCGUCCUGGGAUGCGUUGUCAUUGGACCAGUUCGCGUGUCCGCCGCAGGUGCACGCGGACUCGCUGGUUAGUGUCCAAGAGGGCAGGAAUGCCACGCUCGUCUGCAGGGUCAGGGCAGAUCCGCCGGCAAACAUCAGGUGGGAAGCGGCGGACUGGGGCUACGGCGCCAUGAACAGCACUGGCGGUGACAGCGGUCCAGAACUCGACACCACUCGCUUCCAGAUUCAACGCGAACAAAGCGGCCCUUUCCAACUUAGCUGGCUGUCGGUGUUCAGGGUCGGACCCGAAGACAACGGUGUCUACGUCUGCAUCGCCGAGAACCGUGCGGGGCUCCGGGUGGCCAACACGACCCUGACGGUGGUCCAGGCACUUCCGAUGACCCAGGGACUCUCGCGAACCCACAAGGUCGCCAUCAUCCUGGCGAGUUUCCUGAUCCUGGUCGUCCUGGCCAUGGUACUCUGCUUCUUUGUGGCCAGACAACGAGCACUGGUGGCGUCCCGCUCAAAGUUCCCCGGUAUGAUCAAGCAACUUGCGCGUAAAGCAGACCUGGUCGAAGUGACGACGCCAUGCGGCACCAAAGCGGCUCAGCUAGCCGCUCUGCAGCGGUCGCCUCAGGACGAGCAGGGUCCUGGUUCGGAGCAGACUGCUCCCGAUCUGGUCAGCGGGAAGGGCGCGGGGGAUCAACUCUACGUCAGACCUGACGUCUACGGUCCGAUGGGCAACGGGUACGCUAACCCUGCCGAUCCAUGCUACGGCCAGUACGGACUUUGUGAGCCUGGUGCCGCGUUCCCUCCAGAAGCGGCUGGCCCUUGGAGACCUACCGAACCAGUGUGUUGGAAGAGGGCACCGCCAGUAGCGCCCCCCUGCCUACCGGCGGGGACGGAAGCCCGCUACUCUCCGGACGAAGGUUACGCUGAAGGAAAUUACGAAGGGACCGAAGUCUGAACAACCGUUGUUUCCUUUCUUUUGUGGUUUUGGAGGCCAGUCAGGAACAACCGUGAACAGUGACCAAUUCGAUGCUUCUAAAAGGGGCUUGAGAAACGGCUGUUAUAUUCCUAAAAAUAAUCUUGAGAGCAGUCCAGGCUCGUCUAGCGAAGAGCCUGUCAUGGUGUCAGCUGGCAGUGUUCCGGACAUUUCAAAUGAGUCUUGAGGAGGACCUUCGAGGUCCUGUCUAAGUUUCCUUGGCGUGGUGAGUUGUAGGUGUAUCAGAGUGUAUCACGACGUCCCUUAAGAAAAAUGGUCGUCGCAGUUUCGACAACGACUGUCUAUUUUGUACCCGGCUGGAACGUGUGACUGCAGCGUUCUUAAAGGAGUAGAUGGGGCGCGAGAGACUGUGUUUGAGUGCACGGCUUGCAAGCAUAGUUCGACGUUCGACGACGGCUGAGAUGGGCUUACGCCGAACUCCCGAGGCUAUGUGUCGUGUUUGGAAUGACCUGUGGUGCGUGGUGAUAGCUCUGUCUGUGAAACAGACACCGGUGAAAGUGAGAACCCGCGAGAAAAAGAAAGUGAGUAGAUCCUGACCCAGUGCGGCGUGAUAAAAGACCUCACAAGAUAUUUGACUGUCCCCGCCUCUGAUGUGCAGAUACUUGCUGCCCUUAUAUAUACACCCAUGUACAUAUUUAUUACCAAAUGUGUGUCGUGGCAGCGAGAAUCCUGCAGCCACGCAGUCGACGCCAAUAAAGAUGUUGUACCAGAUC
Messenger RNA from Ixodes scapularis (black-legged tick), 3107 nucleotides. Its product is annotated as leucine-rich repeat, immunoglobulin-like domain and transmembrane domain-containing protein 3. The record is from RefSeq and is a predicted model, not a curated record. Gene Ontology annotation, molecular function: protein binding. The transcript has 5 exons. NCBI's taxonomy places the organism in Eukaryota, Metazoa, Arthropoda, Arachnida, Ixodida, Ixodidae. The coding region runs from base 601 to 2355 and encodes 584 amino acids.